This is a messenger RNA of Amblyraja radiata (thorny skate), 1322 nucleotides long. It is a transcript of the gene ccdc25, whose product is annotated as coiled-coil domain containing 25. The coding region runs from base 165 to 779 and encodes 204 amino acids. The record is from RefSeq and is a predicted model, not a curated record. Lineage: Eukaryota; Metazoa; Chordata; Chondrichthyes; Rajiformes; Rajidae. The transcript has 9 exons.
CGUGGCUCGCCAUCCACUUCCUGGUCACCCUGUGUAACGACAGCUGGCGCUUGCUGUGCUGCGGUAGAAAUGGUUUAUUAUUUCACCAGCAAUGGUGAGUACUCGAUGGUUUGACCAUUGUCAGUAUAUCUGCGUCUCUCACGGUCGGCAGAAGCGGCUCAGAAAUGUUUUGUUGUGUGGAAUCUUCACCAUAUACAAUAUACAUGGGAAAAGAUAAAUAUGAAAAUGAGGACCUAAUCAAGUAUGGAUGGCCAGAAGAUGUAUGGUUUCAUGUAGAUAAAUUAUCUUCAGCUCAUGUAUACCUUCGAUUAUACAAGGGGCAAAUGAUUGAUUCCAUCCCAAAGGAAGUACUAAUUGACUGCGCUCAGCUAGUUAAAGCUAAUAGCAUUCAAGGAAGCAAAAUGAACAAUAUAAAUGUUGUGUACACUCCGUGGUCUAAUCUAAAGAAGACUGGUGAUAUGGAUGUGGGACAAAUAGGAUUUCACAGGCAAAAAGAGGUAAAGGUAAUUGCAGUAGAGACAAAGAUAAAUGAAAUUUUAAACCGAUUGGAGAAGACCAAAGAUGAAAGAUUUCCAGAUUUGGCAGCUGAAAAGGGAUCUAGAGACCGCGACGAGCAAAAUGAAAGAAAGGCGCAAGUUCAAGAAAUGAAGCGAAAGGAGAGGGAGGAGAUAAAAAGGAGAAAAGAAAUGGAAGACCUUAGGUGCUAUUCUACCCUUAUGAAAUCUGAAAAAAUGAGUAGCAAUCAGGACUGUGGUUACGACUCUGAUGAUUUCAUGUAAAGUCCACUAACUGCUAAAAGAUAGACAUUUUAAAUUGGAGGAUUUUCAGGCCUGCCAAAAUCCCUUUUGCUUUUGACAUCUGCUUGAGGGACAAGUAUCUUUUUGGAGUAUCAAGAUGUUUGCCUUGUCCUGUGAUCUUCUAAGAGGAAAAUGAAACUUGUAAGCAUUUGUUCCAUUCAAUUGAAUUUCAAAUGGGCAAACUCAAUUUUGAUGAGCUUGGAAUGUAUGGAUGCUUAUUUAGGAGAAUGGCUUAUUGCUGGAAACACUUUUGCUGGAAUUUUUAAAUACCUAAAACAUGAACUAUUAAAAUAAUGAAGUCUCAUUCAAGAAAAAUGUCAAUUUUUGGGGGGCAAUGUCCACAAGAUAUUUUGUACUGGGCACAAAGCUAAAGUGAAAUGUUUUCUUUGAGGAAGUCUCUGAUCUUCUACUUGAUUAUGCUUAAUAGUCAAAUAGGUACAAUGCUGAACGUAACCUACUGAAAUCAUACUGCAUUUAUGUAAAAAGUAUAAAUGUACCAUUAAUUAUAAAUAUCAGGAUAUGAAA